Zonotrichia albicollis (white-throated sparrow) is the source of this 2811-nucleotide messenger RNA. The record is from RefSeq and is a predicted model, not a curated record. Lineage: Eukaryota; Metazoa; Chordata; Aves; Passeriformes; Passerellidae.
CGGGGGACUAGAGGGGUCACAGCCCCAGGGACCCCUCCACAUCCUCUUGUGUGGGAAAUGUCCCUUUAUAACUUCCCUGCCCCCACCCCCAGGCAGCCUGAGCUAAACUGCUGGCAUACCUGGGCACCCUGCAGCAGGACAUGGAGCUGCGUGUGCUUACAUACCACAGUCAUGCUCUGCUUGGGCAUUCCUCAGGCCAGGGGAAUACUUGUGCCCUUCUGUUUGAGCUGUGUGAACCAUGCUGCUCUUUGUGAUGAGUUCAUGACACAAAGUAGGGAACUUGGUUCUAAUUUUGUGAGGACGCACUAACUGACCUUGUCUUAUUACUUUGAUCCAGGUAGAGAUCUCAUAGCCCAGAGAAGAUGUCAAGGCGCAGUAGCCGUUUGCAGGCCAAACAGCAGCAGCCACUGUCCUGUCCAGAAGAGACUCCACAAGAACUGCAAGCACUAGAUUAUCUCCAGACCAGAAAAAGGAGAACAGCAGAGCAGGAGAUUAAGAAAAGAGAAGAUGGAAAAAUUGCAAAAAAACAUCAAUAUGAAAUUAAGAGUUGUUGGCCCCCCACAAUAACAGGAGGUAUCUCACCUUGCAUAAUUAUUGAAACACCUCACAAAGAAUCAGUAACCACUGACUUCUCAAGAUUCAAAAAAUACAGAUUCAGGAACCUCUUCAUAAAUCCAUCUCCUUUGCCAGAACUCAACUGGGGCAAUUCCAAAGAUGUCUGGCUCAACAUCCUGACGAAGGAAAACAGAUAUGCUCACUGCAAACACUUCACAUCACUACAUUCUAGUUUGCAACCUCACAUGAGAUCCAUACUGCUAGACUGGCUCCUAGAGGUGUGUGAGGUGUAUGCACUCCACCGGGAAACCUUCUACCUAGCUCAAGACUUCUUUGAUAGAUUCAUGUUGACACAAAAGAACAUUAACAAGAGCAUGCUUCAGCUCAUAGGAAUUACCUCAUUAUUUAUUGCCUCCAAACUUGAGGAAAUCUACGCUCCUAAAAUACAGGAAUUUGCUUACGUCACUGAUGGUGCUUGCAGUGAGGAAGAUAUUGUAAGAAUGGAACUUAUUAUGUUAAAGGCUUUAAAAUGGGAACUCUGUCCAGUGACAAUUGUCUCUUGGCUGAACCUCUAUCUUCAAGUGGAUGCUCUGAAGGAUGUUCCAAAAGUACUGCUACCUCAGUAUUCUCAGGAAAAAUUCAUUCAAAUAGCCCAGCUUUUAGACCUGUGUAUUCUGGAUGUGAAUUCUUUGGACUUCCAGUACAGAACACUAGCUGCUGCAGCACUCUGCCACUAUACCUCAAUUGAAAUAGUUAAGAAAGCUUCAGGCUUAGAUUGGGACAGCAUUUCAGAGUGUGUACAAUGGAUGGUUCCUUUUGUCAAUGUGGCAAAAAAGGUCCCUGUGAAGCUGAAGAACUUCAAGAAGGUUGCAGCGGAAGAUCGACACAAUAUCCAGACCCACACAAAUUAUCUGGACAUGCUGGAAGAAGUGAACAGUGCAGUAGUGGCUACUGCGCCAGGGCAGUUAUCACCUGUGUCAACAGGAGGAAUAAUAACCCCUCCCAAAAGCACAGAGAAGAAAUGAAAUAGUCAGUUAUCACAAAUGGAUUCAGAAACAGGACUUGGUGCUUCAGAACAAGACCACACUAAAGGUGACUCAUGCUCUUUACUGCUAUUAAAGACUUGGGCAGUAAAAGACACAGCAGAUGGAAACAGAGACCAGCAUCCUCCUACAAAAAGACUUGACAAAAAGAGCUCAGCUGAGCAUUGCACCCUGCUACUGCAAGAGCCUGGACCACUUUGGUCCAUUCUGACAAGACUUAAUGGUGAGAACUGAAUUCUUAACUUAUGACUUUCAAGAACAUCCUUAAAUAGGGCUGGGUGGAAAGAUUUGUCCACUCAAGCUUAUAUAUAUAAAUUAAAGCAAAUUACUUGCUUUAAUUUGGGUUAGAUGAGCAGGAGAAUAUUGACAGCUUGUAUGUAUUACCUCUUCUUGACCCUUUUUCUUUUCCUGGGAAGGUCAGAGCUCACUUGUGUCAGUCAGUCAGUCAGUCAGUCCCCUCAGGUGCAGUAUUACAGGGGCCCGUGGGUAAGCAGUUCACAUCUCUGAAACCACUCUGUGUGUGCAGGACACUGCAGCCAGCCUUGUACCAAACCCCAGCUCCACAGGAGCCUGAUGUAUUUAACGCCCUUUAGGCCCGCCAUGAACUUCAGUUUUAGUGCAUCACUGACCUCAGGUAAGAGUACCAGCAAAGAACCUGCUGCUGCAGUAACCCGAACUGGAAGAAGUACAGUCCCCAGGCAGCCACUUGCACCAAGAAAGAAAAGCAUGAGAACUGGAGAAGGUGUGGAGCAAAGGGGGCCGCAGGUAGUCUGCAACCUCUCGCAUCAUAGGAACAGUAUUUUAAACUGUGGAGCGAGCUGUAUGUCAGCAGUGUUUAUGAACAGCAUUAACUACUGUGUUUUCCUCGGAAUACUCACUACCUCUGAGUCACUUCUGUGAUGAAGGGCAGUACUGGGACAGAAGGGUAUCAUUCCUCUUCCCUCUUUCAUGGUGCUCCAAUCCGUGCUGCACACCCAGGGACAAGUGUUACAUUACACUGAGCAGCCCACAAAGCUGCACUAGAGCAUCAAGUGCCACCCACAUCCACUUUACACUCACAACAACUUUGCAAACUUGAAUUCAUGUCUUCUCAAACAAGCCAUUGUGGAACUAGCUGCAGUUGCUUCCAGCCUUCUGUACAGUUUGUAAAAAUAAGGGGUUUAUUGUAAGAUUUCAUCUAUUUCUAAGAAGAAAGAUACUAGACUGUAAAUGU